AUGGACAUCGAAGACCUGGAGCACUUAAUAAGGAUCAAUCAUAAGAUAGAUGCCAGUGAUCCGAAUUUCUAUAGAUGUCCUAAUUCCACUAGAAAUGAAAUUCACCACGUCGAAGCUGAAGAGAGCAAUAACGGCUAUUCAGAGGAGGAAGAUAAUCCUGUACAGAUGAUCCAAAGAGUACAAAGGAACAUUCCGAAGAGCGGACCCGCACAGAAGGAGCCACAUAGGUCAUUACAGGUGCCAGAACAACGCAAUUCGGCUCCCAUAGCAUGUUGGAACUGCCAUAAAGUAAACGUUUUGGGCACAGAUGUGAUCGCCUUGUUGGAUUCCGGAGCAGCGAUCAGUGUCUUGAGUUCAGUUAAUUUACUGGAAACUCACGGCCUUAAAAUACUAAAAUCUAAUGUUAGGAUUUGCACAGCGGAUGAUACAAAGCAUACCUGCUUGGGAUAUGUAAAUAUUCCUUAUACACUGGGAAAUUUGACGAAAGUAAUCCCAACGCUAAUUGUCCCUGAAAUUCGAAAAACUUUAAUUUUGGGUAUGGAUUUUUGGCGAGCGUUCAAAAUCCGACCAAUGGUGGCAUCUGAAGACAAUGCCAAGGAUUUGGAACUCACGUGGACAUCAACAUCGGAAGGAAACGAGAUAAACCAUUUGAGAGUCGAACCAGAAUCUGCCGUCGCGAACGAAGAAAUGAUUGUUCUCUCUGUGCAGUGCGUUAAUCCAUUAGAACCACAAAUAGUGCACAGAUCCAAACCUGAAGAGGAUGAAUCCUUAGAUGUUCCAACGCUAGAUUUACCAGAAGACCCUUUGAAGACGAUUGAGACCGUGGAGACCGAACACGUUCUGACUGAGGAAGAGCGACAACAGUUUGAAGAAGUGUUAAAGAUCUUCCCUUUAACAAGUGCAGGAAACUUGGGAAAAACUAAUUUGCUGGAGCAUGACAUUGAACUUGCGUCUGAUGGAAAAAUGCGGGAUCUACCUAUGUAUCGGCUUCAAAAAGCAAAAUAUUUCAGCAUAGUGGACCUCAAGGAUGCGUACUUCCAAAUUCCGCUGAAGGAAUCUUGCAGGAAUUUUACGGCUUUCAGAACACCGAAAGGACUUUUUCGCUUUAAAGUGGUCCCUUUCGGUCUGAAAAACGCACCGUUCACAAUGAACCGCUUAAUGAACUUGGCCAUAGGGUUCGAUUUGGAGCCGUUCGUUUUCAUUUACUUAGACGACAUUAUUAUCGCCACCGAAUCGCUGCAAGAACAUUUCCGGUUACUGAAGGAGGUUGCUCUUCGGCUCAGAAAGGCUGGACUUACUAUUUCGGUCGAAAAGAGUCGAUUUUGCCGAAAGCAAGUAAAGUAUCUCGGGUACUUGCUUACCGAGAAUGGCUUGUCGAUCGACAGUGCGAAAUUGGAACCCAUAUUGAACUAUCCAAGACCAAAAUCGAUAAGGGACAUAAGAAGGUUGAUGGGUCUUAUGGGCUUCUAUCAGAAGUUUAUCCCAAGAUACAGUCAUCUGACUGCACCGAUUACGGACUUACUGAAAAGGUCGAAAAAGUUCAAGUGGUCAGAAGAGGCGGACUUAGCGCUUGAGGAAUUAAAGUCCGUUUUGACAUCAGCUCCUGUGUUGGCGAAUCCAGACUACUCCAGGCCAUUCAUCAUUGAGACGGAUGCUUCUCAAUUGGCUGUAGGAGCUGCUUUAAUACAGCAGUUCGACAAUGAGAAACGGAUAAUUGCCUAUUAUAGUAAGAAACUGUCGUGUACUCAAAGAAAGUAUGCUGCCACAGAAAAGGAGUGUUUGGCUGUACUGUUGGCGGUCGAAAACUUUCGGCAUUAUAUUGAGGGUACUACAUUCACCGUCAUCACAGAUUGUAGGAGUAUUACGUGGUUAUUCACCAAGCAUUGGUUAACACCCUCUUACCACCCUCAAAUCGGCCAUAUCGCACACGGGUCAUCUCCAUCGCUGCGCGCCAAAUCGCAGUACGGACACGCCGGUGACCGCCAUCGUGUUAUCGCCUUCUUCGUAGCUAUCGUCGCCAUCGUCAACGACAUCGAAGCCUCAUCGUUCCUGCCGGCAUCGAGUCAACAAAAAUCCUGCGCAGGUACGUGA
Armigeres subalbatus is the source of this 2091-nucleotide messenger RNA. RefSeq lists its product as uncharacterized. Bases 1 to 2091 code for a protein of 696 amino acids. The record is from RefSeq and is a predicted model, not a curated record. The transcript is spliced from 4 exons. NCBI's taxonomy places the organism in Eukaryota, Metazoa, Arthropoda, Insecta, Diptera, Culicidae.